Molecule: messenger RNA, 1539 nt
Organism: Onychostruthus taczanowskii (white-rumped snowfinch)
Lineage: Eukaryota; Metazoa; Chordata; Aves; Passeriformes; Passeridae
Gene: SACK1F
Product: family with sequence similarity 83 member F
Exons: 5
Coding region: 16-1539 (507 amino acids)
Source: RefSeq, a predicted model, not a curated record
GGGGCUGCCGGCGGCAUGGCGGAGUCCCAGGUGCUGCUGCUGGACGAGCUGCACGUCAACGAGAAGGUGACAGAGGCCCAGGCCCGCUUCUACUACAGCGAGGAGCAGCGCCGAGCCCUGGAGGCGCUGGUGACCCGCGGCGAGGCCGCGUACCGGGAGGCGCUGAGGAAGGAGCAGCUCCGCGAUUUCCUGUCCGGCCGGGAGCUGCAGGACCUGCGGGGCGGCUGGCGGGGCUACGACGACCCCCGGGAGGGCGGCAAGGUGGCGCGGGGGCCCGGCGGCGAGACUCUCUCGCUGGCCUACUGGCCCGAGUGCUCGGACACCGAGGUGCCCCCGCUGGACUUGGGCUGGACCGACAAGACGUUCUACCGUGGCAUCAGCCGGGUGUCCCUCUUCACGCACCCGCGCAAGGAGGAGAGCGCGCCGCACCUGAAGGAGGUGGUGCGGGAGAUGAUCCAGCAGGCGCAGAAGAUUAUUGCGGUGGUCAUGGAUGUAUUUACGGACCGGGACAUCUUCCGCGACAUUGUUGAUGCAGCAUAUAAGCGCUGGAUCCCAGUCUACAUCAUCCUGGAUGAGGAGGGUGUCAAGCUCUUCCUGGAAAUGUGCAAAUGCCUUGACCUCAGUGACUUGCAGAUCCGGAAUGUCCGCAUACGCUCUGUGACAGGAGUUGGGUUCUACAUGCCAUCAGGGAAGAUCAGAGGCACGCUGGCAUCCCGAUUCCUGAUGGUGGAUGGUGAAAAGGUGGCCACUGGAUCAUACAGCUUCACAUGGACUUCAUCUCACAUUGACAGAAACAUCCUGCUAGUCUUGACAGGACAGCAUGUGGAGAUGUUUGACAUUGAGUUUCGUGAGCUCUAUGCCAUCUCAGAGGAAGUUAAUUUAUACAAGGAACUGGGUAUUGCUAACCCAUUCCUCCUUGGAAUUGGGAAGCCAGGCUUUCAUUCCUCCACCGUGGCUCGGAAGUUCAUUAACCCAAAGUAUGGUUUAGUAGCAGGGGCAACCCGUGGUGAUAUGAUGCUCUGGGCUUCACGGCACAGGCAAGACAAUCAGGGAAACAUGGAAAAGGAGGAAACAAGUGAGUCAAAGAAACGGUUAAAUCAGUUCCUGAAUGACUUAGUCACAUUGGAGCAAGUGUUCCCAGAAAUAGAUCCACCUCUGGAGAACUUGAACAAGCUGAAUCGGAGCCCUCAGAAACUGUUGUCCCGGCUCCACAUGGACCUGAAAAACAAAUCCAAAUCCAGAGAGUCUAUUCGUGACAUAAAGAAGGAAGAUGCACAGAGCAAUGCAAAGCAAGGAAAACGGUUUGCCAGUGGGAUUUUCAGUCGCAAGGCCAAGCGGUCUCCAGGCUCAAGCAUCGAGGCCAAUUCUUUUGCGAGUGAAGGACAUUCAGGAGAAGACCUUGGCAACAUGAAACUGGAAUAUGAGAGGCUCAGCAUUGGCCAUGCUAGUGUUCGGAGCACUGGAGGCAACUCAGGUAACCUGAAUCCAAACUCCACUAUGAGCGACAAAAACAAACAAUCUACCUGUGUGUUAUCUUGA